Malassezia japonica is the source of this 960-nucleotide messenger RNA. RefSeq lists its product as uncharacterized. Lineage: Eukaryota; Fungi; Basidiomycota; Malasseziomycetes; Malasseziales; Malasseziaceae. The transcript is spliced from 3 exons. The coding region runs from base 1 to 960 and encodes 319 amino acids. The record is from RefSeq and is a predicted model, not a curated record.
AUGUCCGAAGACUCUCCGAAGCCCAUUAUUGUCUGGUGCCAUCCCCGGUCCUGCUCGACUGCAUUUGAACGUGCGUUUUUGCAGCGCAAAGACACGCACAUCUUCCACGAGCCGCUCGGAGACCCGUUCUACUUUAGCAAGGACCGUGCGUGCAGGCGGUACUCGGACGAGGAGUGCCGCAAGAGCGAGGCGUACGAAAAGUCCAUCGAACAAGUCUCGCUAGGCCUCCUCGAGAGCGCCAACCAACCCAAGGACGAACCCUGCCGCUACAUCUUCAUCAAGGACAUGGCCCAGUACAUCUUUGCCCCUGAGGUCCUGCACGAGCUGCACCCCAGCUCGCGCCUCUUCCCCUCGACGGGCGCGGUGGACAAGGUGAACCCGAAGGAGAACCCGACGGUGCUCCCGACCGCCCUCUUGCAGCGGUUCCAGCACACCUUUCUAAUCCGCACGCCGGCCAAGAGCAUCCCCAGCUACUACAAGUGCACGCAGGAGCAGGCCGCUGGCUUCUCGUUCUUUGACCCCGCAGAAGCGGGGUACGCGGAGCUGAAGCUGCUCUACGACUGGAUCGCCGACCCCACGUCGACCUUCCACACGCCCACCGACGACAAGCGCUACGCGGCGUACGCCGUGCAGAAGCAGGCAAUGCCGCCGCCGCUCGUCGAUGCCUCAACGCUGCUCGAGAACCCCGGCGCAACGCUCGAGCAGUACUGCAAGGCGCUCGGCGUGCCCUUUACCGAGUCCAUGCUCUCGUGGGACCCCGGCGCGGUGGACAUCUGGGCCAAGUGGGGCAGCUACCAUGCCGCCGCAGAAGACUCCUCAGGCUUCCGCAAGACAAAGGAGGGCCCGCCCAAGGACCUGUCGCAGCAGCCGCAGGUCGUGCAGGACUGUAUUACCGCGGUGACGCCGACGUACGAGUACCUGCAUGACAAGAGCACCAUCCGCCUUGGUAGCGCACAAUAG